Messenger RNA from Mangifera indica (mango), 932 nucleotides. RefSeq names its product transcription factor TGA1-like. NCBI's taxonomy places the organism in Eukaryota, Viridiplantae, Streptophyta, Magnoliopsida, Sapindales, Anacardiaceae. The record is from RefSeq and is a predicted model, not a curated record. Gene Ontology annotation, biological process: DNA-templated transcription. Gene Ontology annotation, molecular function: sequence-specific DNA binding. The transcript is spliced from 3 exons. Bases 18 to 653 code for a protein of 211 amino acids.
GAAUUGCUGCAUUUGAGAUGGAGUAUGGACACUGGGUUGAAGAGCAAACUAGGCAAAUUUGUGAACUGAGGUCUGCUUUGCAGGCCCAUAUUAGUGAUUUGGAGCUUCACAUACUAGUGGAGGGUGGCUUGAGCCACUAUUUUGAACUUUUCCGCAUGAAAUCUACUGCUGCAAAAGCCGAUGUUUUCUAUAUAAUGUCUGACAUGUGGAGGACAGCAGCCGAACGUUUUUUCUUUUGGAUAGGAGGAUUUCGCCCUUCCGAGCUUCUUAAGGUUCUCGGUCCUCAUCUUGACACCUUGAAUGAGUCACAAAAUAUGGAAGUUAAUAAUCUAAGACAGUCAUGUCAGCAAGCGGAAGAUGCUCUAACUCAAGGCAUGGAGAAAUUACAGUCGACUCUUGCUGAAACUGUGGCUGCUGGUCAACUGGUAGAAGGAGGUUACAUCCCAAGGAUACCUACUGCAAUGGAGAAGUUGGAAGCUCUAGUUAGCUUUGUGAACCAGGCUGAUCAUCUUCGCCAAGAAACACUACAGCAGAUGUCUCGUAUCCUAACAACUCGCCAGGCAGCUCGAGGCUUGCUUGCACUAGGAGAGUACUUCCAACGUCUUAGAGCUUUGAGUUCAAUUUGGGCAACCCGUCCUCGUGAGCCUGCGUAAUCUUAUACCCGAAAAAAUCAACAAGCUCAAAAUCUCUGGAAGAUUAUCAUUGUCGGAACUUUGUUUCCUGAUCAGAGGUACCUCUGGACAUUGCUGUUAUAAACAUAAUGGUCAUGCUUUAAACUGCCGACAUUUUUGAAGCAGCUGCAAGCGUCUUGAGAAAUUGUAAAUAUAAAUAGUCUUUUUACCUGGACAAAGUUAUGUUUGUAAUUAAAUCAAUUUUUGAUGCAUGGUGUUCAUUUUUAUCAUCUCUUAAAGAAUAUAUUUAGGGUUUAUGUU